AUGGAAGACACGCAGAACGAGUCCGAGCCCGAUCCCAUUGUCAAUAUUGGCUUUGUUCGCCAAGGCUAUACACAGGUCGUCCGUGUAGUCCUACAAGGUCUCAAGUCAUCCUCGCUGGGGAUCGUAUUCUAUCAAGAUGAAGUUGCUUGGGCUCGCCACGGCAUCCGAGUGUUUCGGCACAGGCACUUCUCAACCAGCGGCUUCGAUAACGGUGCCAUGGUACUGUCGCACACGAACAGCCUCGCUCAGGCUCUCCGUUAUGAGUUCGAGUUCCCCCGUACCCCAAUCUGUAUGGAGGUGAAGAUCCUUUAUGGUACAACAAACCCCAUGGCUAUGAACAUGGAUAUCACCCAAGUCGGUCCCAUCACCGUCGUGGUUGAGCAGGACACUCCAUCGUCUUGUGUUUCGACGGAUAUGUCAAAGGCGACUGCAGAACGCUCACUGGUUGCCUUUUUUGGUGAAAGAGCAUUUGCCUGCAUGGCAGAGGCUCAUGCAGGAUGGGAGAUCUUGGAGGUCUCCCACCCUCUGAGCUCUGCCAUGCAGAGCUACCCCUAUAUCGUGGGGGUUUCGGCUUCUCGAGCUCGAGACAUGGCAGGAGGCUAUGUCCAGUACCACCCAGGGCAGAGAUGGAUGCUGCUCGGUGGGCAGCAGUCUUUCGAACUGCUUGUGCGCCGAGUGGCAUCGAGCGGCGUAGGGAACGACGUUGUCGUUCCCCUGGUCAGCGCCAACGUGAGUGGAGGUGCACAGGCCCAGCCUGAGGAUCGGAUGACGGUCAGGUUCGUGGUCUGGAAGCCACGAACUUGA
Fusarium sp. VM40 is the source of this 804-nucleotide messenger RNA. NCBI's taxonomy places the organism in Eukaryota, Fungi, Ascomycota, Sordariomycetes, Hypocreales, Nectriaceae. The record is from the annotation of a GenBank genome assembly.